Molecule: messenger RNA, 7487 nt
Organism: Papilio xuthus (Asian swallowtail)
Lineage: Eukaryota; Metazoa; Arthropoda; Insecta; Lepidoptera; Papilionidae
Product: proteasome activator complex subunit 4
Exons: 24
Coding region: 242-6145 (1967 amino acids)
Biological process (GO): proteasomal ubiquitin-independent protein catabolic process
Cellular component (GO): cytosol; nucleus
Molecular function (GO): proteasome binding; peptidase activator activity
Source: RefSeq, a predicted model, not a curated record
AUAAAAUAUCGUAAAAAGGAACGUAUGCUACUGAAUUUCAUUAAAAUCGUAUAAAUCUUUUCGUAAAGAAAUCUACAUGACUUGUAAAAAUUCAAUGUUUCAUUAUUGAUUCCACCAUUUAUAAUACGUAGACAGUGAAUAAUAAUUCAGUGUGUUUGUUACUUCAAUGGUUACGGUAAUGUUGCGAUUAUCACAGGUCGUAAUUUAGUGAAAUUCCAUAUUUUAUUGAAAAUAUUCCAAGAUGAUUCAAGACGAGGAGUAUGAUGAACAGGCGCUGUCUCCAGAGCGUAUUAAAGCUCUGGGGUUCAAGCCUCAGAAAGAACUUCUGGUCAAUCACCUACUACCAUAUGCUUCUGCAUUGGAUGAAGAGUCCACAAAAUUCCUCGAACAAGUGAAGGUAAAUCUAGCCAAGUCAGUGAUGUUGCGCGAAAUGAAACCUUCAUGCGGAGUUUGGUCUUCGAGGCUCAUGAAGUACCUAAGGCUGUACGGAUUGAAAAUGUCAAAAGAGGAUCACAUUGCUCUGAUAAAAUUAGCAUUUGAACUUGUCCUCAUUCCAGACCUUGAACCUUGCAAAGUUCACAAGUUUGCUACUAUGUUUCUGAUGCUCACAAAGAAGCGGUAUUUAAUUUCACCAGAAGAGCUAACACUCCCGUGGCGCCCUCUGUACGAGAUGGGAAAGAAAAUAUUUGACAAAAGUGAAACAGCUAUAGGAAUGUAUCAUUAUUUGGGGCAACAUUCUAUGAAACAAGGUGUAGAUAUGCUCGACGUGAUUCGCAAAUUCCUGUCCGGUUAUGGGCUUGAUGACGCCCUUGAUCUGUUUGGACUUGCGACACAACACGAAUCUGAAUUUCCAACGUCUCUAGAAGGAACCUACUUGUCUAUGAUCAGUUGCGCCAAACCAUAUUUCCAUUUGAAUGCUACAAAGGAGGUUCUUGAAGAGUUUCUACCUCAAUUAUCACCAUGGUCGUCAGAUUCACAUCCAGUAUCCCAGCUGUCAUUGUUCCUACCAGUGGGCCUGCCUCCAAGUAAAGCUGACUACGGACAUAAACUAUGGUUUGAUAAACUUAUUGAACUGUGGGAAACCUGCUUUAGUCCACAAUUUGGCAUUAGUGAAUUGAUAGCGUUAUUUGCUGAUUUGUCGAAAAGAAACCCGGGCGCUGUUGAUUGGACGCCUCAUGUACCCAAAAUGUUCAUGUUCAUACUUCAUUCGCUCAAUUUACCAGUCAGUUACAAAGAUAUGCAGUGCAGCAGGAAUUAUAACUUAGACAUCAAACAAGCUGCUAUAUGGAUAGUUUGGAACAUUAGGCCUGACGGCGUGGUGCUGAAACACCUCAAGAGUUUCUUGGGAGGCAUCGAGAGCUAUCUGCACAGCGCCAACUCCGGCCGCUGGUCCUUCAAGCUCAGAGAUCUGCUCAGGAAGUUAGCUCGCGAAUUCUUAAACAGAGUACGCAAAGAACGCAUAAAGAAGUACCUCGAGAGCUGGGAGAAUAAAACUCCACCAGAGUUAAAGCUAAGAGAGGAGGACAUCACUGAAUUUGUAAAAAUAAUGCUGGAGCCGACGCUUCAGGCCGUGUACAGCCGCAGCGGCUCCCUCGACGUGUCCAUCGCGCUGCAGAACCUGGCCAGUAUGCGGCCCGCCAUCGUCAUCCCGCCCCUGCUGGACAGGCUGAGGACCUCCCUCACCUCGCUGACGGAGCCGCACAGGGUGACCGCCGCCAUGUCCGCCGUGGCUGCCGUCGCUCGUCCCAUGCUGCGCGGCGGUGACGUCGACUACCCGGAGGGACCCACGCAUGCGGUCCCCUUCCUCCUCGCCGUCCUGCCCGGAUUGGACCCCAACGAUAUAAAGAAGACGCUGGUCACCUUGCACUUCAUUUUGAUCUUCAGCAGCAUGAUACCUUACAUAGACUGCAGCUCCGCCCACGAGUACUGGUCGGACCUCACCGAGGAGGAGCUGCUCGUUUGCGAGUCGACCGCCCAGCUGGAGGACUUCGUUCUCGUCUUCCUCGACCGCCUGUUCAUCAUCAUCGAGUCGAGCGCGAUGGAGCACGUCCGCCUCGACACCAAGGACUCGGAAGGCAUGAGAAGCAAGACCGACGCGGUCACUGAGACGGCCAUAUCGUCCGCCGCCACCAGCGUCCUGAUGCAGUGCUCCCCGAAGAUAUUUAAGGAGGCGCUGAGGAAGUUUAAAUCGUUCGCGACUGACUCGACUUUCGAGACGAACGUGUCGGGCAGCAUGGUGGGCGUGUUACUGAGAGUGUUCGCACGUAUCGACGCCGAAUCGACGCUGGCCGCCUUCCUGCCGCCGCUGUGCGCCGAACUUAAUGAGAUCCUGGCGACGGACGAGGCGCUGCACGAAGAGAACCCGCCGCGCGACCUCGUCUACCGGCUCGUGCUGCUGAUGAACCUCGUACAAUGCGACGGCACCGUGCUGCUCAAGUACAUGUCCGAUCUUAUUCCGGUCUUGGACAGGAUCCUGAAGAUUCACGCGAAAUACGCUCUGACUCGCGCCUGUGAGGUUCUGGGAGGUAUUUUCUACUCGCUGUCGCAUUUCGAUUUGAAGGAGACGAGGAGUUCGCCGAAGGACUACAGCGAGGCGCCGCAGAAAUGGCUGCCGGUACGGGAGUGGGGGAGAGGUUGCCUGAUGAGCGAGGCGAAGCUGCAGUGGCACGUGCCGAGUGCGGAGGAGGCGGCGUGCGCGCAGAUGCUGGUGGACCGCUACCUGAUGCACGAGGUGCGCCGCCUGCGCCAGUGGCUCGCAGACGAGCGCCCCAUGUGCCGCGACCGCAAGCUAAGGAGCUUCUACAUCAUUUACUCCACGCUCUCCGCGAGCUCAUUCCUGCCUCCCAACGACGAGGAGCCGGUUAUUCUUACGGAUUCACAAGUGCCGCCUACAAGUCUACCGUUUACAAACGGCGUGCCGCACUCUAUAACGGUGGAGGGGCAGAACAUGCGCGCCGCCAUGGCCGCCCUGCUGCUGGACGUGCAGGCCAAGAUGCUCGCUGCAGACACCGACGAGACCAGGGGACUCGAAAUGCUCACACAGUUAUGGGAGCGCGUGGUGGUGGUGAAGCCGGGGCGGUACGCGCUGGGUCUGGAGGCGCGGCUGAGGUCGCACAGCGCGAUGGAGCGCGCGCUGGACGGGCGCGGGCUGGCGGGGCCGGUGUGGUCGCGCGCGCGGCUGCGCUCGCUGCUGGCGGACACCGCGCGCAUACAGGACGAGGCGCGCUUCGACCUCAUCUGCGAGGCCGGCAUCACGCCCUCCGCAUUGAAAGCUCUGCACGCCUUGUAUGAUCUAUCCAUCAAUACUUACACAUCGGUGCGCGUACUAUCACAAAUCCGUCUGUACUGGAUGCUGAGCCACUACCCGUACUCGUACCGCGCGCUGCUGCCGCGGCUGGUGCAGCUGCUGGCGGAGGGCGGGGAGGGAGACGAGUGGCACGCGCGGCACAAGGGCGCCCUCUUCAUCAUGCUGGGCCCUCGCGCUGGACCACUCAUCGCCAAACAGGACUGGCAUGUCGUACGGGAACUCUCCCUCGCGGUACUGAAGGCACCACUCAGUGAGAAACCGAGCAUCAUGAAAUUGGAGCAAGCAUUUGGUGAAACAUUACACAGAAACUUUCCAACAGUAAACACUCGCUUGAAGAUAUCGCAAGGAGCUUGCGAAGCGGCAAAGUACUUCCUAAAUGAGAAUCAAAUGAGCGAAACCGAGUUUAAAAAGAUGCUGGAAGUAGCCGAGACGAGAGAGGAUCAGGUUUCGGAUGACACUGAGAAGUUGUAUAGAGAUUUUAUGGACGAAUUAAUUGAUAUAGCCUCAUCGCCUAAUUUGCCGUGGCGUCGUUUGGAGCUGAUAAUGCAGAUACUAACAUCAUGCUCAUCUCUACAAACUGCGUACCCGCCGCGCGCGGUACACUUCAUGGUACAAGCGUUGGUACACGACGACAUUACGGUACGCCGGUCUGCACAACGCCUUGUUGCCUUCUGUCUCAGACAACGAAAGAAGAAGGUCGUCAAGAUGACUGUAGAUCCGUACCAAGUCGCAGGCGUACCCAAACCAAAAGUACACGUACCAGGUUACAGAAAAGAUCUGGAGUGGGUGAUGUGGGAUAAAGACUACGUGCCGCAGACCGACGAGGAGUGGGACAGACCCUGGCUUAAGAAAUCUCACUACGGAUUCUACUGUUGGCCGGAAAGGCUCGAGGUGGCAGCACCAUCGCAUCAGCAGUUCUUCUUCACAGAACAGAAGGUAGAAGACAUGGAGGAUGGAGAGCGACAUAUAUUUGAAUUCUUCUAUGACGAGGCAAACGUGGACCGUCUCGUCGCUUUCCUUACUGUGGAAGAGAAAAAGGGAAAAGACAAAUUCAACGGCGUCCGCUUUGUUCUAUUUAAAUUAUUAUUCUCUCACUUCGGCGAGAGGAUAGCGUCAAAGUUUUUCGAGCACGCGCUGCGGUGCGCUAGUGACCCGCAGGAGGCGCCGCAGCGGCUGGCGGCCGAGGUGGCAGCGGCCGCCAUGUCCGCGCCGCGCUAUUGGCCCCUGCAACGCGCGCGUCUCAUGCACAACACUGCGCUAGAUAUUAUCAAAGCCGGUCUGACCGCGGUGACUGCGGAGACAAUUGAGGAUUGGGGCACGUGCCUGGCGACUGGCGUGGACAAGCUGGACCCGCGGCGCAGCGGGCACGUGCUCUCCGCACUGCUCGACUUCUGCGCACCACAGAGCACUGACGGCACAGCUGACGACCAGCAGGCCUCAUUCGUGCUCUGUGCACGACUUAUAGCGCUGCAGGGUGCAUUAGGCACACUGACAUGGCGUGCGGCACCACUCGCAGCUGAGCUCCUCAAGAGACUGGAGUCCACCAACUUCAUACAACAUCCCUACCAGAACGUGCGGGAAACUGUUGGCAGUGCAUUAAUGACGAUAUUUGAUACGGAGCUGGUGUUCCCUGGCGGGGAUAGCGGGCCGGCGCCACGGCUGGAGCACUUCCUGCGCUCUGUACGGCCGCGUCUUGCCGCACUUUACGAUGAGCACGGGGACAUAGUGGUAAAAAGCGUGGCGACGAUCACGAUGCCGUGCAGUGUGCAGGGUGGCAGUAUGGAGACGCUGCCGGCGCGCGCUGCCGUGCGAGCUGGGCGUGCGCACGCGCUGCUGCCCGCAACGCACGCACCGCAUGACGUCGCCGCACAGGCGAGUACGAGCGCAAGCGGCGAGGGCGAAGGCGAGGCGGAGGUGGAAGACGAAGCGGAGGGCGAGGCGGAAGGUGAGGGCAGUGAAGUGCUGGAGUUGCAGCUAGAGGAGCAACUGAAUACCUCACUUCGCCUGGCGGGAGACGCCGCGCCCCCACCUGCCGCCGCCACUACUGCUACGCCAGCGGACCACGCAAACGCGGUCAACCUGCUCACUACAGUGCUCCGCGGCUGUAUGGGGCUGGUGGUGCGAGGCUCGAGCAACCACGUGGACGCACAAUAUUGCAUAGUGGGCAUAGCGUGCGCGGCGGCGACUCGCGGCCCCCUGCAGCCUCAUGAGGAGCUGGGCCGCGCUGCGGGCGGGUUGCUGGCCGGCCUCGCCUGCGCCCCGCACGCGCCCGACACCUGCUGCGAGGCGCUGCGCACUCUGCGCUCGCUGGCCGUCGCGCGCUCCUGGUGGGCUCGGCUCGCGUGCGUCGAGCUAGCUCAGCCGCUGCUCUUCUACGCUCUGCCCGUGCUCUGCGCGAACGAGGACUACGCCAAGGAGGCGGAACAGUUCGCCUUGACGCUCAUGAAGGACAGAAGACUCGAGGUAAGGCAAACGGCUGCCAAGCUGCUGACCGGUCUGAUGCACUGCAAGGCGCUGCCCGACGAGGAGCGCACGCUGCAGCUGCUGGCACGCAGCUGCCGGUCGAAGGAGCUGGUGGAGAAGCACCGUGGAGUACUGGGCCUGUGCGCGUACCUCGCCUCGCGCCCUUACAGCCUGGGCCCGCGCCUCGGUCUAGUGCUGGCAGAGCUGGCACGGCACACCGGAGCACCCGACCCCAUUCCCGCCACAAUACGCACCUCACUUGCAGACUUCAGGAGGACGCACCAGGACGACUGGCAAAAGCAUCGCGACCAGCUCACUGAAGAGGAACUAGACUUACUCUCCGACCUCACCUCACCACCAUCGUAUUUUGCGUAAAAUAAGACAUAUAUUUGACAUAGAUUUAUCGUAUGUAGGUGGAAAUUAGCAUCAUUGUAAAACGCCACUUGUACCUUUAACAUAGCUUUCUAAUUGUAUUCUGACAUAUGUAUCUUAGGACAAAUCUUUUGUUCCUUCUUGAUUUCUUGUAUUUACGGUAGCGGGUUUAGGAUAGCAGUAUCCAUAAGCGUUAUCGUAAACGGUUAUUUCGUUACAAAAUCAAGCUAGCGUUAUUGUGACCGAUUACGGGUAACCUAGCGGAAAAGCGUUACAUUAAUCGAUGUUUUUGUUGUAUGCAAGAUUUAUAGGGGAAUUUUAUUAUUAGGUAGCCAUAAAUAUUUGUACAUUAUAUUGUAAUAUGUGUACUAAAAGGGACUGGAGUAAGGGAGGGGUCAUUAGGAAGGGAAAAGGUAGCCUAUAUUAAUCUGAAUAACUUCAUUCUAAAUAAAAUUAGUACGCGAAAUUUCAUAAACUUUUGACAUAAAAUGUGCUUUCAUUUCUUUUAUCGCACAAACAUGAUAAAAACCAAAUGCUUAAUAUUUUUUGGUUGUUAUUGUUGUUUAUAAUUAGUGAUAAAUAAUUUUUAAUUGACUUGUUUGAUAUAGCUGUGGCUAGGUAUUAAAAUACAUUGGGAAUGUGCAUCGCACAUGUAUGUAUAAUAAUUUUGUAUCCAUUUAACAGAAGAUAGAUAAUGUAUAUAAAAUUAUUUGUUUAAUAAAUUGUUUGAAAUUAUUGAUACUUCUCAUUUUAUGAAACAUUCAACUAAUAUUUAAGGAAAAAAACUUAAUGUCUUUUAAUACCUAUAUUGAUAAAAAAAAAUUAUAAACUCAAAUAUCAAUUGAUAUGUUUGUUGGUAAUUGAGUUAUUCAGAAACAAAACUAACAUCAAUAAUCUGAAUUUUAUCCAUUUAAUAUGCUAAAUAAUGCGAUUUGUGAAAUCUUAGUCUUAAAACAUUUCUUGAUGAUUACACAAUAAAUGGUUACGGGUUUCAUGUGCUGUGAAACAAUUUACUUUCAAUCAUAUAAAAUUGCAAAGAAAAAAAUAGUUAUUUUGUAUAUUUCUUUAGAAGUUAUAUUUUGUUAAAGUUUAUAAAGAUCUGUUUUGAAGAAAAUGAGUAUUGUAUAAAAUAUGUAAAGCUUAUAAAUCGGUUUUGUAAGAAAUGUGCUAUUAAAAAAAUUUCAUUCACAUAUGUGACUUUUUUAUUUAUAAGUUACUAAGUUUCUUCAAUAUUUUAAACUAAUACAAGUCCAUUGAGCAACUUAACUUAACUUGCUCCUCAGUGGUAGGUUCAGUAAGAAAUUCUUGUUCAAGCUUCAGAUGCCCUGCAGAUUAGUGCACAGUU